CAGUGUUUUUCACCCGGACAGUUUCAGACGUAAACGCUUAGCUGUCAAAAGCAGGAAGUGGACGAUUGUGUCGCUCCUCUUCUUUUAUCGCAGAUUUUUCACUGGUGUAACACAACAACGUGCACACGAACUCGUUUAUUUAUGCUCUGUAAGGCAAACGGCAUGCCAGCAAAACAAUUAUUCACGCAAAAGAAAUCAAGACAAACGUGACACUGAUGCUGAUGAUUAGCCCCAGAAUGGCCUCAGGAGUGCAAGAGAAACAGUACACGGCAUCUCUGCUCAAUUUCUUUGUUUAUAAUCCCACAUUUGGACCGCGGGAAGGAGAGGAAGAGAAGAAGAUUCUUUUUUAUCACCCCAGUGAUGUGGAGAAGAAUGAGAAGAUCCGAAAUGUGGGCCUGUGUGAAGCUAUUGUCCAAUUUACCAGAACAUUCUGCCCAACAAAACCAGCAAAAUCCCUGCACACGCAGAAGAACCGACAGUUUUUCUUUGAGCCUGAGGACAAUUUUUGGAUGGUCAUGGUGGUUCGAAACCCAAUGAUCGAAAAACCAAACAAAGAUGGCAAACCUCCUACAAUAGAGUAUCAGGAAGAGGAAAUUCUUGACACAGUCUAUGGUGCAGUGGUAAAGCAGUGCUACAGUAUGUAUAAGCUUUUCAAUGGUACCUUUGGGAGAGCCAUGGAGGUUGGCGGAGUGGAGCUGCUAACUCAAAAGCUUGAAAAGUUCUUCUACAGGUAUCUGCAGACUCUCCACCUGCAGUCCUGUGACCUGCUGGAUGUAUUUGGAGGUAUCAGCUUCUUCCCGCUGGACAAGAUGACAUACCUGAAGAUCCAGUCGUUUGUCAACCGCGUGGAGGAGAGUCUCAGUCUCAUCAAAUACACAGCCUUCUUGUAUAACGACCAGCUCAUCUGGAGCGGCCUGGAACAAGAUGACAUGAGGAUCUUGUACAAGUACUUGACCACAUCGCUGUUCCCCAGGCACUCCGAGCCGGAGUUGGCCGGCAGGGACUCUCCUCUGAGGCCAGAAGUUGCAGGCAAUUUGUUGCACUAUGGGAGGUUUUUGACAGGACCAGCCAAUCUUAAAGACCCUGAGGCCAAAUUCCGUUUUCCCAAAAUAUUUGUCAGCGCAGAGGAGGGCCAUGAGGAGCUGCAUCUGAUUGUGUAUAAGGCGAUGAGUGCGGCUGCCUGUUUUAUGGUCAAUGCCUCUGUGGAGAUGACGAGGGAGUUCUGUGAGCAGUUGGACGGCUUGGUGGGUCCGCAGCUCACCUUACUGGCGUCUGAUAUAUGCGAACAGUUCACCCUCAACCGCAGGAUAUCAGGGCCGGAGAAGGAGCCCCAGUUUAAGUUUAUUUACUUCAACCACAUGAACCUGGCAGAGAAAAGCACGAUACACAUGAGGAAGACGGCCAGUGUCUGUCUCACCUCUGUCCAUCCUGACCUCAUGAAGAUUCUGGGGGAUAUCAACUGUGACUUCGCCAGAGUUGAUGAAGAUGAGGAGAUCAUUGUAAAAGCUAUGACAGACUACUGGGUUGUUGGCAAAAAGUCCGACCAGAGAGAACUGUACGUGAUCUUAAAUCAGAAGAAUGCCAAUCUGAUUGAAGUCAAUGAGGAGGUUAAGAGGCUUUGUGCGACACAAUUCAACAACAUAUUCUUCCUGGACUGAUGGAAUGAACACAGAGACUUUUUGACCACACUACAAACUGUCAGUGUUGCAGGGUAUCACGGCAGCAUCAGUGUAAUGCAAAAGUUGCAUUGUAAAAUUAAAAAAACAAAAAUAUUUCUCAUCAUUAUUUGUAAUUUAACCUUAAAAAUGUCAUUUUGUAAGUAAGUGUACAAAUGUACUUCAUUAUGUCAUUGUCUUUGCACAUAACUUCUUUUUAGAGAAUUCUUUCUUAAGAUGUCAAUGUGUCUUUUCAUUGUACACUGUUUCUGUUCCUCAAACUGCUAUUUCGAGUUUUUACAUUUUUUUUUUAAGAACAUCACAUCAGAACUUAGUUUUUUAAACAACUACUAAAUUUAAAUAAAUUAUGUAGUAAAUGUACAUACUGUAAAUAGCCUCUGUUUCUUAUUGAAAGUUAAAGGGUGUUUUAGUAAGGUAGUACAAAAAUGGCUUAGGAAUCAUUAUCACGUGUAUGGUGUAACUCCUAAAUGUUUAAUAACACCCAUUUUUAGGUGUGUUUUUUUGUUUGGUUUUAGGCCCCCAUGCUAACACCAGUGACAGGGUGGGUAACCAUAGAUCUUGGAGCCUUCCAUUAUCGUGAUAUUGUUGCGUUUGUAAUUAUAGACUACUUGCUUCAGGUGCAAUCAGAUGAACACAUGAAUGUGGUUUUAAAGAACACCUACAAAUAGCCCUUCACCCCCACGUUGACGACUUAUGGUGGUUAACACUGUUAGCUAACGCAGCUUUGCUUACCUUAUGGCUUUGACAUGAUAGUUGGCAAAGGUGUUGUUUUGCUCUGGAACGUGAGCCAGCCUAGCUGAUCAUGUCAAUGGAGGUGGUUAUGUUAACUAGCCCCACUGGGGAAGUGCAGAACUCGCUCACAGGCAUAUUUAGAAAAAGGCAGAUACCUAAAGAUUUACUUGGUUGUGGUUAAUUCCAUACUUGAUUGGUGGGCAGGAAGUCCAGCGACCAAACUAUUUGCAUACUAACAUUAAAAAGUCAAUUUUC
Molecule: messenger RNA, 2663 nt
Organism: Phyllopteryx taeniolatus (common seadragon)
Lineage: Eukaryota; Metazoa; Chordata; Actinopteri; Syngnathiformes; Syngnathidae
Gene: ccz1
Product: CCZ1 homolog, vacuolar protein trafficking and biogenesis associated
Exons: 17
Coding region: 216-1658 (480 amino acids)
Biological process (GO): vesicle-mediated transport
Cellular component (GO): Mon1-Ccz1 complex; intracellular membrane-bounded organelle
Source: RefSeq, a predicted model, not a curated record